This is a messenger RNA of Halichondria panicea, 4138 nucleotides long. RefSeq lists its product as uncharacterized. Gene Ontology annotation, molecular function: guanyl-nucleotide exchange factor activity. The record is from RefSeq and is a predicted model, not a curated record. Gene Ontology annotation, cellular component: plasma membrane. Lineage: Eukaryota; Metazoa; Porifera; Demospongiae; Suberitida; Halichondriidae. Bases 161 to 4039 code for a protein of 1292 amino acids. The transcript is spliced from 28 exons. Gene Ontology annotation, biological process: Ras protein signal transduction; positive regulation of GTPase activity.
GUGGGCGGAGAGGCCACAUCUAACACCUAAAUCUGUAAACAAGCCACUAUAUCUAGCUAGCUGAGCUGAAAUAUCCAAUACAGUGCAUGCUAUUGACACACAAGAACUGGAGCAUCUUUGCAGCAGCUGCAGGUACCAGCAUAGACAAGUCUAGUCCAGCAUGGAUGUGUCAGAGUUUACUUCCAAGGAGAGGAAGCAGGCAAGAAAACACUUGCUCAAGAAGAUUGAUGUCUACAACAAGCAAGCAAAGAAAACAAGAGCCUCAGGCUCUUUCCCUAUGACAAGUCCUUCAAAGGACCUUGUCUACAAAGGUGUUGUCAAAGUAACCUAUGAUCGUGGGUAUGCCCUGCAAACAAAAUCACUGCUGGUGGAGAAUGUCACGACAACUUCUGAAGCCGUAGAGCAGCUGUUUGAUGCACUGGGACUUAGGGGAAAUCCCUCUGACUACGCCAUGGAGGAGCACAACCUCAUGACAGGAGAGAUUCGAGCUGUGGCUGGCUCAGAGUAUCCGCUGAGCCUGCAACUCAACCAUGGUCCUCACCAGGCAGCGAUAGAACUGAGGCUGGUACAGGUGCGAGAGUCGCGGUCAUCUGUCCCCAUGGCCUCAGGGCGACGGAAGAGCAAGGUACGAGGUGGCAAUGACUCAGAUGAAUCAGGAUCCGAUGGCAGUCCAAAUAUAAUGCCCAAGGAAGAAGUGAUCGACCAUGGCAUAGCUAGUGUGGAGUUGAUCAUGGAGGAAGCACUACAAGACAUUCCUCCUCUUGUCCACGACAUUCAAGAGAGACUCAAGAGUCUAUCAGAAACUGUGGCUGUUGACGGAAAGCCUCGAUCUGGCCUACCCAGUAGAAGAUUGCUCUGGGAUAUCCUCAAGCCUCUGGCAUCUGCCUUGGUGAAGGACAUUCGCCGGCUGGUAGACAACGGAGAGUUCCUUGCCAACAGACACUGUGGGUCACCUGUUGUCAAGCUGGUUGCUACGCUCAUCCUGGAACUAAUCACUGAUCAUAGUAGAGAGCUGGUCACUGUGACAAAGCAAAUGUGCGGUCUUCGAGGUGCACAGAAGAUGGAUUUCAACAUCUCUGUGUCAUGCUUCAUUCAGCAGAUUACAUACAUCUCCAAACUUGUCAGCAAAUGCAACGACAGCCUCCGCUCCAUGGCCCUCACCGGCCACCUGCUCGAGGUGACCUCUCCAGACAAUUUCCAGAAGGAGAAUAUUCAUGCUGAGUCAUACUUCACUGGGUCUGGUAGUGUGUCUGGUGUACUGCUGUUUGGAGUGGUGUCGGCUUAUCUGGGGCUGAUCAGAGCAGCCUACGAGGAAAAGUACGAGUUUCUUGCUAGCUUGGCCACUAACAUGCUACGCAGUGCACAGAGAGCCUUGGAGACCAUCCAGAAAACUGACGAGUACAGUAUGCUCCACCUGCACCCUCUUAAGAGUCGAGUCAAAGACAUGGAGCUCAAGUUGAAAGUUUCUAUGGACAACCUCAUACAAAGAGUGAAGGUGGCUUCUUCAUCACGACCUCCUCCAGAUGCUGCUCCAGAAAUGCUUCUCUUUGGUCACUCACUGAUAAUGGCUACCCUGGAUUUCCUCAUGGUGGCCCAGUGUGCUUCCCUCGUUCACAAGGUGGUGGUGGGAGGCUGGGAGCUGCUGCAGUUGCCAUGGGUACGCUCGUACACGGCUCACAAUCACGAUGGCAAGAUGGAUGGGGUGCCACUCUCGGCUCACGUUGAUCGACUUAGCUCUCUUGGCUCUGACUCUACAAGCAGCCAGAGCACUGGAGGGGACUCCAGUGUUUACUACCAAAGAGCACCUCAAGUGGGUUCUCCUGAGAAGUACAGUGGUGAGAGGAAGUCUCGUAUCCGUGGCACUCAGCUGGAGAGGGAGAGAGGGGACGGGAUGGACGCAGCUGACAUGGAAGCGUCAGAACACAAACUGAGCUUCAGCAACCUGGUGGGCAUGCAGGCUGGGCAUUUGGAGUCUUUCUACGAAUCUGAGAACAAGAACAGCACUGAAGUACAGAGAGUACGGAGUGAAAUAUCUAUGAAUCCCCCGGUGUCCUACACCACCUCUCCUCCUGUGACGGAUGCAGAGGAUGACCUAGAGAGCCACCGGAGCACUAUAGUGAGCACCAGCACGGUGGGGCAGAGGAAGCAAGGCCCUUCAAACUUUGAGCUGGAGAGCUCGCAAUACAUGGGCAUCGAUGCUGUCAAGAAACUGAGGAGUCACUAUACCAUCAAUAAAAUAAUAGCGCGGGCUGCUGAAUCUCUGUUGCUAGCGGUUACACAGAAGAUCAACUUGUUGUCUUCUGUGUGUCAGAAGGGAGACAAAGAUAAGUACAGUAGCACAGUGGAUGCUAUCAUCGUGGCAGCCAAACAAAUCAGAGAAGAACUGUCGGCAAUGGAAGUCGACAUACUUGUCAGUGAGACAAUGGCUCAACUACUGGAGAGGACAAGACAACAGAUGAACAGUGCUGUGAGGGAGGUUCAGCUGUCUGCUCUCAUGGCUUCAAGCUCAGUGGCUCCGGAAAGUGCUGGUAUGAAGUUGAUGGCGUCUGCAGGCCACCUCAAGGAUGUUUGCUCCAAAACAAUAGCCGACGCUCUGAGCAAGGUUGGUGAGCACAAGAAAGCCGUGGAACAAGCCGAAAAGAUUGAGCAAGAAUUUGUAAGUUUGAUGACUGGACAGAGCCAUGACCACACCCCCGAGAGACGAGGCAGUGAGGACAGAAACGAUCGAAGGAAGUUUACUUCUCCCUCAAAACUGGCUCUGGUUGGAGAGUCUGAUUCGGACGGACUGGUGUUUGAGCAGAGUACAGUUGGUGGUGGGAGAGGGUGGGCGGCUAAAGAGUCACCUCGGGUGAUUGGCGGUACAGUACAACAGCUGGUAGAGAGACUCACAUAUCACAGAGUGAUCGAUUCUGAGUUCACUGAAGUGUUCAUGCUCACGUUCUAUUCCUUCAUGACUCCUCACCAUCUUAUGAGCGCCCUCGUCAAAAGGUACAACAUCCAGCCUUCAGAGGAGCUGUCCUCUUGGGAGAUGGAGACGUUUGAGACAGACAUUGCCAUCCCAGUUAGGCUCAGAGUGAUCCAGGCCGUGAGAAUGUGGAUCACCUCCAGCUUUGAGGACUUCAAAAAUGAUGACCUCUCUGCUAAACUGAGGGAGUUCAUCAAACAAGUGCAGAGAAGCAUGUCAUCGUGUGCGAGACAGCUGUUCACACUCCAUGAGAAGAACUUGAAGUAUGGGCCAGUGCACAUUCAAACGAAGCCCCGAGGGCAGGCCCCCACUCCCCUCGUUCCCAUGAGCCUGUCAACGGGAGAGAACUUUGAUUUGCUCGAUGUGAACACUUUGGAACUGGCCAGACAGCUGACGUUAAUCUACUCCAAACUGCUGAGGCAGAUCACGCCGAGUGAGCUACUGAGCUUGGGCUGGACCAAUGAGGCCAGGUUCCAUUUUGUACCACACAUCAGAAAAUUUCAGAAAAUCUCCGAAAAUCUGUCGGAGGUGGUGUGCCGAGAGGUACUGGGAGAGACGAUGGACGAAGACCAAGCGUCAGUACUUUCCUACUUUAUACAGACCGCUAAAAGUUGUCUCGACAUGAAGAACUACGAAGCUGUCUUUGCGUUAGUGAAAGCUCUGGAGUUACAGAGAAACCGAAGCUCUUGGCAGCUUGUGACUGAUCACCUGACCAAGAUGUACGAGGAGUUGAAGGACAUAGCCUCACCAGCCAUCAACUACCAUCGCUAUCGUCAAGAGAUACGAAUUAUCCACCAAGCACCUUGUAUACCACGACUAGAUUUGAUACUGAGUGAUUUGGAAGGGCUAGACAAAGACCAUCUUGAGUACCACUCCGAGGGAAAUGAUGUCAUCAACUUCCACAGAUGCCGUCAGUUUGCUAAAGUCAUACACAUAGUGCAACAGUACCAGAGCUCUCCGUACAACUUACACCAGAUAGAGGUCAUGCAGCAUUAUCUCGAGAACCUUCAGAAUACACUGACUGAUGAAGAACUGGACAAACUAUCUACUAAAGUAGAAGCUUUUGUAAUAUGAUUGUCUCCGUUAUAUAGCAUUUUUUAUUCCAUUCCAUCCACCUAUUUUUGUAGAUUUUUAGACACAGGUUCAUAAUUAUAUACAUUUUCCUUGUAACAA